AUGAACACAAGAUCAUAUUAUGGAAUUUGUUUAGUCUUGAUUGUUAUUUUAUUCGUUAUACUUGAUGGAUCAUAUUUAAUUGAAAAAUGGCUGCAAAAACAUGAUGAUUCUGAAAACUAUACCAAUUUGCUCGAAUUUUGCAGGGUUUUCAGGAAUUUAUUGACUGGAUUUAUAAUAUUUGCCACAAAUUAUGUAAUUCAGUUCUUGAAUCAGUUAUUCCACCAUAAAAAUAAUGCUUUUGCAACUAUAGAAAAGUCCAGUUUUGAGUCAUUCUAUUUCCCCAUUUUGGAAUUAGUUUCUGUUAUCAUAGCAUUAUGGAUGAGAAAGAGGGAAGACUCAAAGUAUGCAAUACGCAACCAACUUGAUAUAUGCUUGAUCACGAUUGGUUACCUUUUACCGUCGCUAGAUAUUUAUUAUUAUAAUCCUACACAUUAUUAUGAGAUAUAUAAAGUAUUUGUGAAAUAUUUUAGAUUAUGGGAAGCUGAAAGAAUUACUAAAAAUCAGCAGAACGUCGAUGAAGCAUAUGACGCACAAACGAUAUGGAAUGAAUUUAAAAAGAUUCAAGCAGUUGAGUCAUCAGAUUUAUUUUCGAAAGAUGAGGAAAAUAAGCCCUAUGACCAAUUGCAAAUGCCGUACUUCGUCAAACAAGAUCAAAUCGAUGUUAAUAGUCACCUUGCUGAAGGAAGUGUUAGUAUAAAUUACCAUUUACCAAAUGAGUUCAAAGUAAGUGAAGAUUGUAAAGAAAGAAUAAUUCACAUUAAACCUUCUUCUCAAAUCUUAAAAGACUCCUGUACCGCAAAAUUGAAUAGAUCGAAUGUAUUAGACAAAUUAUAUUCUGUUUCACCGAAGAAUAGCUUCCAUUUGAAUACAGCAAUAGCAAUGGCAUUCAAUGCAAUUGAGGAGGAAGAGGCAAAUCGAGUUGAAACCGAACUGUCACCAAAAUUUACAAGCAGUCAGAACAUUGAUGAUUUUUUACCUGAUAUCGCAGAAGUUUAUGAAAAUAUUGAUGAAGAAAGUAAUCAUUUGAAUAAGAAUAGUAACAUUGCUUGCCUUCAGAAUAAGAACAAUGCUAAUUACACUCACCCCAACAACACCGAAUCGAGUAUAUUCGAAUCCAAUGAACACAGUUCUAAAUUACAAAUCAUAAUCAAGUUUAUAAAUUGGUGGUCGUGGUUAUGCACACCAUUGUUACCAGUUGGUGACCAUGCAACUAAGCCGAGACUAUCACAUACUGGGAAUAACGCGUUAGUAAAUGAAAGAUUUCCUUUGCUUAAAACAAAACUAUCAUACUACAGUUUAAACGAGGUACCGACAUUCAGCGAUACAGGUUAUCACAAAUCAUCUCAAAGUGAUUCAAAAUCAAUAAAAAUCUCAUACGAUUUUCAAACUUACGUGUCUUAUUACUACGAUUUAACUUUCAAUUCAAUGAUGAGUUCAAUUCCAGUGGAUAAUUGGUUUUUAAAGUAUGGCCAAAUUUUAAUCAAAACAAAUUGGUAUUGGAUUUUGAUAGAUCAAAUUAAUUAUAUUUCUAAGCAAUUUUUUGAAUUUGAAAUUAUUGGAUUAUUGAUUUUACAUCAACAUUACAUUUUCUUAAUCAUUAAUUCUACAAUUAUUUUAGUUUUAAAAUUAUUUUGCUUGAAUUAUCUUCAUUCUUAUUCAAAGGGAUUGGAUUACCGAAUAAUCAUGAUAAGUGAAUUAUUCAUUAAUUUAAUUUUACUAGUCAAUUUAAUUCUAUUAAGUAUAUUUUUCAAUAAAUAG
Messenger RNA from Lodderomyces pseudojiufengensis, 1758 nucleotides. RefSeq lists its product as uncharacterized. The coding region runs from base 1 to 1758 and encodes 585 amino acids. Lineage: Eukaryota; Fungi; Ascomycota; Pichiomycetes; Serinales; Debaryomycetaceae. The record is from RefSeq and is a predicted model, not a curated record. The transcript has a single exon.